GUAGUUGCAACUCCGCCUCAAGAGUGUCUGAUAGAAACUCCAACUCCGUCUGAUAGUCUGACCAAGAAACCCCGAGUGUCUGCAGAAGAAAAUGACCGCAUUUACUUACAUCAAUUUAAUGUCUGUGUUUUGCACUCGGAUUCAAGGCUUGUGGACCCACCAGGAGAAGGGUGAGAAGGUCUGCACUUCACACGAAUCCAGUAAGCUUUCUGUGCCAAUCAGGUUUGUUCUUCAGCGAAAAUGAGUUAAUACAACAAUCGAUAAUGCAGUAAAACAUGCUGUAAAAAAAUCAACCUUGGAGUAACGAUGCAGCCUUUCUUCCUCUGCGCAUGUCAUGAUCAAGUUCAUGGUGUCCAGGCUCAUUAAACCUUUCUAGAAAGUGCGGGUGUGGUAGAGCAAUGACGUGACUUUGAAUAAGCUUUCUGUAAAGCAUGAGAGAUUCUAGGAUUUUCAUUUAAUGGGGGCUCAGCCCCCAAUGAGGGUAUAAUAGUAAAAAAUGAAAAUAAAUACAUAAAAUAAAAUAAAAUAAAAUAAAGGUUUGACUAACAGGGUAGGAUUGUAAACGUAUUGCAGCAUUCCACUGUAUUGCAUAUAUUGUUAUGUGUAUAACAUUUGAGUACUGAACAUGCCAAAUACGAGUCUUCCUGAUCACACACACACACACACACACUCCUCUGAUCCUCGCUUUGCGACGCCGCGGUCUGCGGAUUGAAGAACGCGCUGAAAGACGGAAAGGAGCCGAAGUCUGAAAUUUAAAGGGGACUGAGGCGAUCAAAGAUUUGUGUAGAGUUUAUGGAGAAUCGCAGAAUUUUUAGGGGGGCUGAGUAGAAAUGUAAGGACUUCGAUGUGAAUAAGAAAUUACUUUUUUUUCUUUGAUCAUAUUUGGCUCCUCGAUGUAAUCUAAGCGUUAAUUCCUAAGAAGCGGUAUUUCAUAACAGUGAGACAUUAUUGAUCAUUUUAAGUAUAAUUAUAAAGAAAUAUGGAGUGUACAUACACAGUUCUCUGGGUAUUCCUUUUUGUUUACUUUUUCCAUAUAAAUUAUGUAGUAUAUGUUUUGUUCUCGGAAUAGGCCUGCAACAUAUAAAUUUCCAUUUGGAGUAAUUAUUUCCUACUCGCUUUUUUUUAAAGUAUGUGUAGCCCUUAUGUAAAUGUAUGGUGUUCAUUCUGAUUUUUUUUUUUUGGGAGGGGGGCAUAAUUUCAUUAUCAUUUCUUUGUGAACAAAACAAUAGUGUUAGAUUGGUGAGUAGAAAAGGCACUGCCGAAAAUACUGCUUCAAUAAGGUGUUUCAGUGUGCCAAAUAUUUAGAUGAUUUUCAUAAGUUGGCCUUAUGCACACUUUCUUACAUAUAAUAUUCACAACCAAGGUUCCAAUAUUCACAACACAGUUUACUAUUACACAUAGUCUGUAAAAUUAUCUGGCUGUUGCCACAACAGCGGCUUUCAAAAGCCAUGUUGCAUAAUUUAACCAAAUAAACCUACACGGGAUAGUAUAUAUUUACUGUGGCGUGGAGUAGUAACGUAAACUCAGAUUCAGCCCUGGGGUGCAGAUUGGAACUUUACGGCAGCGACCAUUUGCUCAAAGAGUCGAAUAACAAAUUAUCUCCUUUGUCAUUCUUUAUUUGGCCAGGCGAGGGCGCUUUGACUACAUACAAAUCGGUCACCAUGGCCACACACCACGUUUCUAGCGUCAGUUACUUCUUUGGGAUUAAAUAAAGGGCGAAACAGGCUGUCAUUAUUCAUACAUGUCUUGAUUAUUCAUGUCUUAAUUAUUUCGUUUGUACUGCAAAUUAGAGCUUUAUUAGAAGGUUUUCGCCUCAGACAAGAGGUAUUAAACGUUCACAGAGGUAUGCAUAACUGAAAUGAAGAUGGCAAAAUGUCACUCAGUACACAGUUUUAGCUACUGUAGUGCUGCAUCCUCACUGCUGUAGCCGGGGACACCAGGCUUACUUAAGAACAGAUCAAGGCAAAGACAGAGAAGUCUCGAGUGAGGGAUCCUCCCUGAAAGCAAGCAGCAUCUUUGGUUUUGCCUUUGCUUUUAUGAUAAAAACCUUCCCGAAAUAUCACGCCUCUUAUAUUCAAGGGGGAAAAGCCGGGGAAAAUGGAACCUGUGCAUCGUUCUCCUCACUCGGUUUACAAAAGUGGCUAGUGAUGUGUAAUGAAUGCAAGACCAACAUGCUAUCAUCAUCCUGUGCCACAUAUAUCAGCAGGGCAUUAUAAUCUAAAAUGUACGGGUGGCAUAACAGAUUACACAAUUCAAAAUCUCGUAACUUCCAUUACACAAAUCUGUUAACCCCUCCAUUACACUUGUGAAGAAAUCUGACUACAACACAUUCAGUGUAAUCUCGGUGAAUGUAUUGCUCCGAAGAAGACAUAUGUACUCCUGGACUGACAUGACUGUAUUUAACUUCAGGCAAUUACAGCCAAUCCAUCAUAUUUUUAAAAGAUCUUGCCAUAAUUACGUGUGAAAAGUAUUAUAACAGACUACAAAUAUCCCAGGCUACCAAAAAGGGCUCUGCCUUCGGAUUAUUUAACCCUUGUUGAACACAUAAUAAUUAUAUAUAAGGACAGAAUUACUAUUCAGUCUCGUACUAUAUACGACUUUACGUAUAGAUUCUAUUCCAAAUGGAUUCUAGGUUUAAUUAUACAUUUCAAAAUAUAAAAGUCUAAUCAAUUGUAAGUUUAUAAUUAUAUUACUACAUUUACAAAACUGUAACGCAGACAUACGCAGAAGCUCGACGUGCACUGUUUCCCUCAAGUGCCACGCCCCCAUACGCGUGCCACUACCGGAACAACUAGCUAUUUAAAAGGGGCUGUUUUUUUAAUUGUGAGAUAACGUGAUUGACAGGCAAGUAGAGCUGCCACCUUGUCCUGGUUGGUUGGUGGCCCACGUCUCUCGUUUUGUGUUUCCUUUACAGACGCGGGGGUAGUCACACACACACACACACACAGAAAGAGAGAGAGAGAGAGAGAGAGAGAGAGAGAGAGAAGUAAAAAUAUAUAUUUUUUCAUUGAAACAAUCACUACGCAAUUUCUGGCCUUCUUUGUUUUACCGAAAUUCUGCAGGCGAGCAGAAUGAGUGCGAGUGAUUUUCUAAAAGAAAUACAUUAAACAACUUAAAAAUCCACUGUAAUACACUUGGAUGCCAGAAUACAAUUUCUUAUGAAGUGUACUAUGUAUUAUAUAGCAUAGGGUACAGUAUUAGGGUGGUAAUGGUUUGAAACUUUUGAACCCCCCUCCCUCCCUCCCUGCCACCGUUUGAGCUAUUCACCCUUGUCUGUUUAUUCAUGUCAAAUCAAUGUGUGGCGUCGCCGAGCUUUGCGUUAUGACGCUUUGCCCUAUUAAGAAUGACAAUUCCACAGGAGAGGGAGGGCAAUGGUGAUCCAGCCCAGAGCACGCGCCGCACUCUACACAGCUCGUGCGAUCUUCUGUCUCACUGCUUUACUUCUGUAAACGGCUCCUGUGUGCUUCACGCGACGAAGAAUUUCGUUUGCAUUGCGAGCAUAGGUUAUGGAAAGUAGAAAGGACGGGUUGAUCAGGACCGAGGGUGGUCACACUGGCACACUGGGCUCUAAUUUCUCCGAAGUUGCUGGCGACCAUCAAGACAAGGCGGCUCGCCGAAACUGCACUAUCCCGGACUGUCUCCCGUAUUCACGGGACCGAGCAGAUGAGACGAGGAAGGACGCGCAGAGCGGCAAUUUCAAGGAAAUGAGACACACAAGUAAGCCGUGUGCGCAGGAGCAAGAGCUCUCAGAUCUCCCGAAGAAAGAAGUAAGCAGCUCCGAUGGGGAAUCAGACUUCUAUGACGGAACUGAUGCGAGUUGUACCCCUGAACGCAUGGAUUACCACAAUGCUCAAGGACGUGAGUCUCCGAGUCUCAGCUCAGAGAGCACAGUGGAUGAGGCGAAGGUGAGCACUUGCCCUGGGGGUCUUUCAUACGGGUCGGAUCAGAUGCGACGCUACCGCACAGCAUUCACGAGGGAGCAAAUAGCUCGACUUGAAAAGGAAUUUUACAGGGAGAAUUACGUGUCCCGUCCACGCAGAUGUGAACUGGCGGCUGCCCUAAAUCUGCCUGAAACCACCAUCAAGGUCUGGUUCCAGAACCGGCGUAUGAAGGACAAAAGGCAAAGGCUGGCAAUGACUUGGCCUCACCCAGCCGACCCAGCUUUUUACAGCUACAUGGUGAGCCACGCGGGAAACCUUCCGUAUUCGUUUUCGUCCCAUCUCCCUGUGGCCUACUACUCUCCUUUGAGUAGCAUGGCCGGGGGUUCAGCCACCGGAGCUGGAGCGCCUGCCUUUGCUAACCCUUUGCGAUCACUGGACACUUUCAGGCUCCUUUCUCAUCCAUAUCCGCGUCCCGAUCUGCUUUGCGCGUUUCGACACCCGUCGCUGUACGCAAGCGCAGGUCACGUCCUCGGUCCCGGCGGGAGCGCAUGCUCGUGCCUUGCUUGUCAAUCAAACGGGACUGCUCAGAGGUCGCCGACAAACGCAGACGUCACUUGCUCGUCCACCAGCAGAGAUGAUACCUUCCUUAUGUUCUCGCCGGCCUUUCUUAGCAAGUCACCCUCCGUUUCUGUUGAUCAGAGGGAGCAAGUACCCUUGACCAGAUAAAACACAUGAAAGCAGUCACGGACCUUUUUUGUCAAUUUACCCACAAAUGGACUCUAACCAAUGAACGACCUAAACACUAACCUACGACAGCCUGCAAAGCAAAAAAUUGUUAACAAGUACAUUUUCCAUCCAGCUAGCCUUUGCGUAAUGGAAUACACGUUUAAUACAAUAGAAUAUUUUACAGAAAGCAUCAUGCAGUUGCACUUAUUCAAAUGAAAUUUAAUAAAUAAAAAAACGGAAAGAUUGAAGGAAAAGUUAUUAUAAUUGAAACAUUUUUUGUAUUACAUAAUUAAAUGAACCCACAUGCGAUAUUAGUUGCUUUUGUUAUUGAUUUUUUUUCCUUACAGACUUUUUUUCUUUCUCUAAUGGAUAGAAUACAUAUAUUUUUAAUGUUUAUUUAAAAGCGGUAAAAGGCGCACGGGGAGCUGAUUAAGAUGCUGGGUGAUGCUGGACUAGGACUGCAAAAGAUCAACUGAACAUACCAGACAUACUAGACCAAGGCUGUAUUGCUUGUCCUGUCGCUCAAGGAGCCUUCAUCAACCUAUUUUUUUUCGUUUAUUAGUUCUCAUUCAUAUCAAAUAUCAUUAUUAAAUAUAUCUAGGCAAUAUCUAAUGAAAUUAUUUUGGAAUAUGUAUUUGCCUCUUGUAUAAAUUACACACACACACAUUUAUUGAAGAACUAUGAGCAAACAAAAAGCGAAGAGUUGGUUAUAUGGGCAUGUGGAAGUCAGCUUUUGGAAAUAUCUUGGUUAUCAUGUAUGUAAUUCAUAA
Messenger RNA from Hemibagrus wyckioides, 5377 nucleotides. It is a transcript of the gene evx1, whose product is annotated as even-skipped homeobox 1. The coding region runs from base 3507 to 4607 and encodes 366 amino acids. The transcript has 4 exons. Gene Ontology annotation, biological process: regulation of transcription by RNA polymerase II. Lineage: Eukaryota; Metazoa; Chordata; Actinopteri; Siluriformes; Bagridae. Gene Ontology annotation, cellular component: nucleus. Gene Ontology annotation, molecular function: RNA polymerase II cis-regulatory region sequence-specific DNA binding; DNA-binding transcription factor activity, RNA polymerase II-specific. The record is from RefSeq and is a predicted model, not a curated record.